Penicillium samsonianum is the source of this 471-nucleotide messenger RNA. RefSeq lists its product as uncharacterized. The record is from RefSeq and is a predicted model, not a curated record. NCBI's taxonomy places the organism in Eukaryota, Fungi, Ascomycota, Eurotiomycetes, Eurotiales, Aspergillaceae. The transcript is spliced from 2 exons. Bases 138 to 362 code for a protein of 74 amino acids.
GUUUCUUUUUGCUCUACAUAGCCAUAUUUUCAUAUUUCCAAGUUUUUACCUUCCCAAUUACACAAUGAAGCUCUCCAUUGCCAUCCUUACUGCCUUCCUUGGCUUUUCCAUGGCGGUUGCCGUGCCUAAUACUAAGGAUGUCUCUGAGCAAGCUGUUCCCAACAGCAAACUUUCCCUUGUUACGAGAGAUGUCUCUUGUCCUUCGAAUAAGCCACAAAACUGCUGCCCUUGUUCCGGCGGCCGCGGAACUUGCAUCAACUACCGUUGCGUUUGCCAAGGCUGUUAGUAAACAGGUACUAGUGACCACUGAGACACUUUUUAAGAAAGAAAAGGCAGCCGGGUAUGCUGAGUUUCGAGAGUAAACCUCAGAUUGUUAUUUCCUAUGCUUCGUUUCUAUUUGGUGAUUGUGGCAAAUCCAUGUUCCUAGUGUCUUACCUAAAGGUCUCUAAGAUAAGGUGGAAUCAAUUCAAU